Glycine soja is the source of this 1900-nucleotide messenger RNA. Its product is annotated as probable WRKY transcription factor 46. Gene Ontology annotation, molecular function: transcription cis-regulatory region binding; DNA-binding transcription factor activity. The record is from RefSeq and is a predicted model, not a curated record. Gene Ontology annotation, biological process: regulation of DNA-templated transcription. The transcript has 3 exons. The coding region runs from base 429 to 1535 and encodes 368 amino acids. Gene Ontology annotation, cellular component: nucleus. Lineage: Eukaryota; Viridiplantae; Streptophyta; Magnoliopsida; Fabales; Fabaceae.
AAGAAAGCCAUUCUCUUCCCUAUUUGAUUCACACCUCCGCACUCUCUCUAUCACCAAUCCCUUAUAUCCCCCCUCCACUUAGCUGAACAUAAUUCACCACUUCACCAUCAAUUUCCCCUCCAAUUUCCCAUUUAUGAUCCAUUUGGCAUUUCAUCAUAUUUCACCACUUGUCCUACUCCACUUGGAUGAUUUCCUAACGUAUUGUUUUCACAAAUCCUUGUUCUUCAUCAGCUAAUAGUUUGAGUCCAACGAAUUCAGCAACACUAUAGAUAUAUGCUAUAUCUUCCUUUCCCUAUACAUUUUCCUUCCAAAGUAUCUCUAGUUCUCUACAAAUCAACGUGGCACAUUUUUUAGCCUAAGAAAAGCUUUAGCUGCAACUCAAAUUCAAAGUGUAAGCCUUUCUUGUUUUUAUUAGUUUAUCUUCACCAAUGGAAGAGAACUUUAAGUGUGAACAAGUUGGUCUCAUUGAUGAGCUAAUGCAAGGGAAGGAGCUAGCAAAGCAGCUCUGUGACCAUCUUCUAGUCUCAUCAUCAUCAUCAUCUUCUCAUGAAACAAAUGAAGUCCUAAUUGAGAAAAUACUUUCCACCUACGAGAAAGCACUUGCCAUGCUGAAUUGCAAGGCUGAUGUAGGAGAAAGUAAGGCCAAGAAUGGCAGCAUGAUGGAUUCCCAUUGUCCUCUCACAAAUGGUAGCCCCAAAAGUGAGGUCUUGGAGCCUGAGGUUAAGAACAAAAAUGUCUUUAAGAAAAGAAAGACCAUGUCAAAGUUGACAGAACAAGUGAAGGUGCGCUUGGGAACAGCACAUGAAGGAUCCCUGGAUGAUGGCUAUAGCUGGAGAAAAUAUGGACAGAAGGACAUUCUUGGAGCUAAGUUUCCAAGAGGAUAUUACAGAUGCACGUAUAGAAAUGUACAAGGAUGUCUGGCCACAAAGCAGGUGCAGAAGUCAGAUGAAGACCCAAUGAUAUGUGAGAUAACCUACAAAGGAAGGCACACAUGCACCCAAGCAAGUCACUUAAACAAGACAGUGGCACCCCCAUCAAAGAGAAAGGUGAAUUUUUUGGGAGCAAAUAAGCACCAAACCCAUCAAAUUAAGAAUCAAAUACAGCAAGAGAAAAUAGAACAACCACCAGAGACAUUUUUCACUUUUGGAUCCUCAGGCCUUGAAGUUAAAAUAGAGGACAUGGACCACAAGGAGGACAUGUUCCCAUCAUUUUGCUUUUCUUCUCCAUUAAAAGAAGGGUCAGAAAAUGGGGACAACAACAGCCUUUUCUCAUAUACCAUGAUGGAGAACAACUUAAUGGAAAACUUCUCUCCUACAUUCAUAUCUCCAACAAGUUCAGAUAUAGAAUCAAACAUUUUCUACCACUGGGGGAGCACUGGAAUAGGCCAAAGUGUGCAAAGCUCAGAGUCUGAUAUCACUGAUAUAGUUUCAGCACCAACUUCAGUCACCAAUUCUCCAAUAAUGGACCUUGAUUUCUUCGAUAAGAUCGAUUUCGACACAGAUUUCCCUUUGAUCCCCCCGGAACUUUGCACUUGAUAAAUUGUCCCACUGCAAAGUUAACACCAAGUAUAUAAUUUGUAUGCGGAUUAACAGUGAGUUUUGUAGAUCCUGACUACCAGCAUAACCGAGGGAAGGAAGUCUAUAAUAAUCAUAGAUCAUGUCAAUAAAUGAAGACUGUGAAACUUCUCUCUCGUGCUAGUUAAGAGAGUUUUCAUUUACCUAGGCUGAAAUGUGAAAAUAAUUUGUAGGUUGUAGCUUAAUUUAGUCUCUUGUGGUUUCUCACUUCAGUUGUAGUAUUGUCAUUUGUCGUGCUUCAAACAGAACAACAAAUUGUGAAAUAAAUGAAUUUUGUCUAAAAUUAUGGUCAAGAUUUUGAAAAUUGGCCCACGAUCACGAUUUCA